GUAAUACAUACGCUUUACCAGUUGUUUUUCCAUACACACAUACAACUUCAGCUAAAAGAGGUUAACAGCACUUUCCUUCUACUGGUCUGCUUUUGUUUAGAAACAACCGGGGUUCAAGCUUUAAGGAGAUAAACGGUUGAAUAUAGCUCGUUUUAGCUAACGCUAGCAUGCUAGCUGUGGGAAGAUGAGAGUGGUGGUGUUUUUGUUACAGCACAGGCUAACGGAGAAAGAGGAGAGACGUGGUUGUGUCAGCACAAAGAAUAUAUUAAAACAUGAUCAACAGCGAGGCUGCAAGAGAAGUUCAGAGCAAAGAGCACAAACACAAAGAGCAGCUGAGAAGAUGUCUGUCCACGGCUUUGUCCACAGACCUGAACAGGUUGCUGCUGGAGGAGCUGGAGGCAGAUGUUUCGCUGUACGCAGGUUCAGGUUCAGUUCGAGCGCACCGAGCCGUGCUGCUGGCCAGAACUCCUCACAUCCUGCAGGGACAGACACACAAAGAUCCCAUCAUCAUCCACCUGCCAGGCUAUGACCUCCCUGCACUAAAAGAUUUCCUAAGGCGAGUGUACACAUCAGAGGAGAGGAUGCGGACAGCUGACAGACACUCAAAUUCACAGACCACCCUGUCAGACCCCACCGCUCCAAACCUCACAGAUCUCCACAGGUUCACUGACUCAGGUGUUGCUGGUUCUGAGACGGCCUCUGGCCUUGGUGCUGAUUUGCUGGAUCUGUACCAAAGAGGAGAACAGUGCGACAUCACCAUCCAAGUGGCAGAGCAGGUCUUCUCCUGCCACAGGGCAAUCCUGUGUGCGCGGUCUCAGUACUUCCGUGCCAUGCUCAGUGGAAGUUGGAUGGAGAGCUCCAGACAGUGCAUCACUCUGCAAGGCUUAGGUCCAGAUGAAAUGGAAACCUUGCUCCAGUUUAUGUACGGAGCCAUCGUGGAUUUGCCCAGCGGAGCCAACGCCAGCCAGGUGGUGUUGGCUGCAGAUAUGUUGGGUUUGGAAGGACUGAAAGAUGUUGUGGAGAUGGUUCUAACACGAGACUAUUGCCGCUUCUUCCCCAAGUCAGCUGAUGGAGUUCAGAGAACAGUUAUUGAAUGCCUGUCGCUCACACACGUCUUAGGCCUCCAGAACCUCCACUCACUGUGUAAAAGGUGGGUUGCAGAGCAUUUCGUGAAAGCCUGGAAUGAGAGAAACUUCUCCCUCCUGUCCCCUGAGCUCCACAGAGCCUGUUUAACUGCUGUGACCAACUCAAUGACUGUGCAGAACGCAGUGAGUGUGCUCUGUGACACCGAGCAGCUGAUCGGCAGCCUCCCAGAAGUCAAGUGGGCCCAGCAGGUGAGGAGCCUGGCCACGGAGCUGCAAGAAGAGAGCCUGCGCCUCAUCGUCCAGCAGCUCCCCAGAGUUCUCCACACCCAGGCCUUCCACAACCUUCGCAGGAGGGAGGAGUUUACUAGAGAGCCAGCGGUGUUGAAGAAGCUGUGCUCUGCCGUCAGCGAGGGGGUGACUGUGGAUAAUUGCUGUGACCUCUUCACAGCCGUCCACUCUCUGUGUGGAGAUGAUUUGGAGGAGGAUUUUCAUCCGGAGCAGCAAAGGCAAGAGCCGUUCAGGCGAGAGGUCCGUACGCUGAGCGGCCGUCUCUGGACCUUCCUGCUUCAGACCUUUUAUGCCGUUCGCCACACGCAGGGAUGGGACGCGCUGCCAUCUGAACACAGAGAGAGGAUACUCGCAGAGGCUAUUGACAAAGGAGACAACCGAAGACUUGGUAAAAAACCCGUAUUCUCUAGCUCACAGUCGAAGGCUGUAAAAUGCCCCACAUCUGCCCCACCUGAGAGUCCUCCUGUGCACAGGAACCACAGGGUGUCUCAGAACAGAAACCCUGCCUCCCACUCCGCUACGUCAGCCAUGAAAUCCGAUGCUCUGGGUCCAGUUAAAGCAGGAGAUGGUCAGGCGACCAAAACAAAGACUGUGAAGAAACUAGGAGACAAGAGCGUGGCGGCGAAAGCAAAGACGGCGUCGGCCGCCACGCCGGUCGUUAAUGGUACGGGAGCGGCCGGGGCGAAACGAGACGUGGGCAGCGCCAAUGGCCCCAGAGGCUCCCACGGAGCCAAAGAGCAGGAGACAAAGCUGAACCCCGGCGCGAGGCCUAAAACCGGUCCCCCGAGCCGGACCUCCAUGAGCCAGGCCGCUGCGAAGAAGCCUCAGAAGAUCUCAGCGGGACAGCCUUACAAGUCCAGCGCCAACCACACUCAGCCCGCCGCUUCAGCCUCAUCAGACAGCAUCUCACCAGAGAACGGAGCCAGCACUCACACUGACACACACUCCCUUCCAGGCACAAAGCCCAAACAGCAGGCCAAGGCAGUGAACAAAUCCACACUGACAAAACCUCCUCCGAAGUCAGAGACACCAAAGACCAGCAGUCCUACCAAUAAGUCAAGUAUGAAAGAUCCUGGUAAAGCCAAAGCUGGUCCUCCAGAGAAGUCUGCUGGAGUGACGAGACCAGACACCAAGGGGAGAGCUACCACAGACCAUCACGUUUCAAAGCUUGGAACACCUGUAAAAAAGCCAGCUUCUCCCAGGAAAGAAGACAAGAAGGAUGUGCCGAAAUCCUCAGGGACAGAUAAAGCUGACGGUGAUGCGUCUAAAAAGAAGACCACAAAGCCCGCCUCAGUAAAUGGAGUCGCAGCUAAAUCAAAACCAGCUAAAGUCUCUUCUGCGCCCUUUAAACAGUCGUCUGCCAUAGCAGCCAAGUCUGGAGCAAAGCCAAAAAGUACUGCUGAAUUAUCUAGUGGGAAAGCAUCACAAAAACCCUCCAAAACCUCUGCCGCUGCUUCAUCCAUGGUGUCAGAAACGAAGAAAUCUGAAAUGGUGAAUGGUGAAAAAGCUGAAUCUAAAACUGAACUGGGUCCGGUUGAAAAGUCUGAUCAAAACGACAAAGUACAACCAACAAUGGAAGAAGAAGAGCAGUCAGAUCCUCCUGAAACGAACCCUCAGCAGAUCCCCCAAAAGACUAAAACAGACUCAGGAAUCAAUGCUGCGCCUCAAGAUGAGGGCGCCGUUGCACCAGCAGCUAACAUCCACCAUGUCACGUUUUCUGAUGAAGACUCUUUCAGGCCGACCAAUGAGAGCAAAGUGAAGUCGUUUCAAAGCGGCGUGAUGAUCGGAGGACAGGUUGUCAAAGUCAGCUCACCAAACUCCCCAAAGGAGCGCCCAGCAGGCACGCCUUGUAGCAUGGGAAGCACCGACACUCCCCUGGAGGACUCCUGGACUGGAGCCAACCACCAGGUCAGCCCCGAAUCUGAGACCGGCAGCACGCACACCACCUCCUCCGACGACAUCAAGCCUCGCUCCGAGGACUACGACGCCGGAGGCUCUCAGGACGAUGACUGCUCCAACGACCGAGGCGUGUCCAAGUGCGGCACCGUGCUCUGCCACGACUUCCUGGGCCGCAGCAGCAGCGACACCAGCACCCCGGAAGAGUUGAAGAUGUAUGAAAGUGGCGCCGGCCUGAGAGUGGAGGUGCGUCUGCGUGGCAGAGAGGUGGAGACCACGAGCGAGGAGGAAGGAGUUAGGCGACGUCCUCCAUCCUGGCUGCAGAGAGACGAGGUUCCGGUGACGGAGGAGGAAACAGAAGCCGAGGUCCCUGCCAAUGUGAAAAGCGUUCCCGACCACCAGCUCUUUUCCUCUGAGGAGGAAGAAGAUGACGAUGAGGAAGAAGAGACGGAAGACGAGAGGUCGGAAGUUGAAGUGGUUCCAGGCGACGCUUCGCUGCAGCCGACCGAGCCGUCGCCGCACUUUCAGGGGAUCAUCAAUCUAGCAUUCGAUGACGACGGCGCCGACCAGGAGAACGAUCGGCCCGACUACCAGUCUUCUAACUUCCGUCGCUCCGUGCUGCUCUCGGUCGACGAGUGCGAGGAGCUGGCCUCGGAAGAAGGCGGCGCCCAAACCCCACCUCAACAGCAAGAUGACGCUGCGACUCCCUGCGAUGUUUUCGAGUGCGACUCCACCACGCCUCAGUUCAGCUCCGGGGACAAACAGAACUACGCGCCUCAAAGCACUACAGAUCCACCGUACGGUGUGCCGAAGGAGAAGGAACUGGAAGGAAAGUCUGUGUUCCUCACAGAGAUCCACCAUCCAGCGCAGGAGACUAAUCACAUCCAGGCGGAUGAAGCCCAGCCCCCGUGCCCUGCUCUGGACUCUGACACCAGAGACCUGCCUACCCAGGAGCGCCCUUGCCACCUGGAUCUGAGGCAUGCUGAACAGUACAACGGAGGGAUGAACAAAUAUCUGACCAAUCCCUCAGAAAACAAGAAAGCUGAUUUGCACCUAGACCUAAAUGAGCCUCAGCUGACAAGAGGCUCCUCUGUACACGCUACACAAUCUCCAGCAGGGGACAAUGGUUGUGACACAACGGAUCAAACCUGCAAACACGAGCGCCGACCGUCCAAAGUCCUGUCUCCCAUUUACGAGAUGGACGUCGGAGACGCGUUCGAGCGCGGCUCGGGCAAGGACAGGAAGGUCGAGCAGCGGGCGGAUGAAGAGAAACAAAACGAGGAGCGGGACAAGAGCAGCGAGUUUGCCGAGCGGGACUGGAGCCUGCUGCGGCAGCUCCUCUCGGACCACGAGUCCAACCUGGGCGUCAUAAACCCCGUGCCCGAGGAACUCAACCUGGCCCAGUACCUCAUCAAGCAGACCCUGUCUUUGUCUCGUGACUGCCUGGACUCUCAAGCCUUUCUGUCUCCUGAGAGAGAGACGUUCAAACGAUGGGCUGAGCUCAUCUCACCCAUGGAAGACUCCUCUACCAGCAUCACAGUAACGAGCUUUUCUCCAGAAGAUGCUGCGUCUCCUCAGGGAGAGUGGACCAUCGUGGAGCUGGAAACACAUCACUGACUCAGAGGAGGGCCUGUCGGACAGUCCAUGCCUUCUGUUUGAGCUUGUGUUGUUACAUGACUGUAUCUUAAUUUAUUUCAUUGGUAAUCUCUUUGUGUCUGUUUGGAAGGCAUAGUUUGCCUGGACCGUGCAGAGUUCUGGACGUUUCUUUAUGUUCGAUCACACCUUCAGUACACAGUUAACUCAAACGGGCCAUUAUUCAUGCAGAUGGUUUUUCUCUGUUCAAAACAAGGCUGUUUACUGAAGUUUCCUCAAGAAAAAUACAAUAAAGUUUUGUGUUUCUGAUGUG
Molecule: messenger RNA, 5175 nt
Organism: Austrofundulus limnaeus
Lineage: Eukaryota; Metazoa; Chordata; Actinopteri; Cyprinodontiformes; Rivulidae
Gene: btbd8
Product: BTB domain containing 8
Exons: 19
Coding region: 273-4886 (1537 amino acids)
Molecular function (GO): protein binding
Source: RefSeq, a predicted model, not a curated record